This is a messenger RNA of Coffea eugenioides, 1715 nucleotides long. RefSeq names its product BRI1 kinase inhibitor 1. The record is from RefSeq and is a predicted model, not a curated record. Gene Ontology annotation, molecular function: kinase inhibitor activity. The transcript is spliced from 2 exons. Bases 249 to 1301 code for a protein of 350 amino acids. Gene Ontology annotation, cellular component: plasma membrane. Lineage: Eukaryota; Viridiplantae; Streptophyta; Magnoliopsida; Gentianales; Rubiaceae.
AAGACAGUUUAAACAACUCAAAACUACAGCUUGCUAAGAGUUCCCAACUCCCUUCUACUUGCACACUUGCACCCUCUUCUCUCUAUCCCUCUCCACAACUUUCUGAUAUCCUUAUCUAUCCCUCUUUUGUACUACUGCUACUGCCUCUUAUACUACAAGAAAGAUUAAUUAGCCCUAUACCUUGAACUUUUGCAGGAAUCCCUUUUGGGGUUUAAUUGUUUUUCUCAGUCUUCUUCUAACGUUGGCGUAUGGAAUUUAUGGACAGCCAACAUCAGAAGAGGAGGGACAAAGAUGAUGAGAAGCAAUACCAUGAAGGGAUGUUGAAGCAAGGAAGCAAAGAACAAGUAGAAGCAUCAACUACUGCUAGCACAACUUCUGCAGCCUCACCACCUUCUCCUUCUUCAUCUCCAUCUCAUGAAUUCUCUUUUACAAUAUCUCUCCAACCAUCAUCGGCAACGACUAGUACAGCCACUACAGCAAAAAGUACAGCCUCCAACAGUAUAUCUGCGGAUAAAACCAAGUCAUCUCCAGCUUCAUUUGCUCUAGAUUUAUCUCCAGCUGAUGACAUAUUCUUUCACGGCCACUUACUCCCUCUCCAUCUCUUGUCCCACCUACCCGUUUCCCCUCGCUCUUCCACAAAUUCCUUAGACAGUUUUACUCUCCCCAUUAAAGAAUUAUACGAAGCCGACGGCCAAAACCUCAACAGCGUGAAUAGUACAAGCAGCAAGAGUAAAAGCGAGAUAAUUAAUAGGAGGAUUGGUGAUGAGGAUCGAAACAGCAAAAAAAACCAUGUGGGCUAUGAAACAGGCGGAAGAAGCAACAAGUCCAAGUCAUUUUCCUUGUUCGGGCUAUCAUCAAAAUGGAGAAAAGAUCAGAACCAUAUUACCAAUAGUGGUGCAGGAGAAAAGGAGCUGGAAGACAAAGAUAGACAUAAGAGGAAGCUGAAGCUGGUGGACUUGAGCCAUGUUUUGAAAAGGUAUAUCAGAAUGGUUAGGCCACUUUUGUCGUUCGGGAGCAGCAGGAGAGGAAAUAUGCAAUUUCACAGGCAAUCUUAUUCAUAUUCAGGGAAUUUGAGCCUGAGGAGAAAACCAGAAUUUAGAGGAAGAAGAGGAGAGUUUUCAGCUCCUGCAUCCAUGAGGACAUCUCCAACAAAUAGUGGGCUGUUAGUAGCCACCGGAACUCUUUCGAGUUGCUCCACAAGUGACAGUACCAUGGAAGAAUUGCAAGCUGCAAUUCAAGCUGCAAUUGCUCAUUGCAAGAAUUCAAUUGCCAUGGAAGAGAAAAUCAAAUGCCAUGACUAGGGAUGGGUUGCUUUCAAUGUUCGUGCAUGCACAGAACGCAAAUUCUUCCUUCUUGUAGCUUUCGUGAUUAUUCAAUUACAGAAGGGGGUUCACCAAACAAGAAGCUGUGACGACAAUGGUCAACGACAGAAUUCUGCUAUGUAUGUGGCAAUAAUUCCUACCACCUUCAUGUGGCGUUGUUUUUUGUUGUUGUGAAAAUUUACAUGGUCGUGUUUUAAUUAGGAGUUUGGAGAAGGAGAAGCCAUGAUGAGGACAAAUUGAGUGGGUCUUAUUGAGUUGAUGGAAAUGGAAUUUCUUAAGAAAUGGUACCAAGUACAGCAUUAAUCAUUGUCGACAACUAACAAUGCAUGUGGUACUUUGGUGAAAAUUAAUUUCAUACUCCUAGCUACCAACCAGUCGGCUUGUUGAUUCUAU